CCCAUGCGCACUCCUUUCGCCCCGGCAGUCGCUGUUGCUCCCUGGGGUUGAGAUCGCUGCUUCCUCGCCUCCCCGCCCUGUGACCGAGGCAAGAACCCAGCUGGUUGUGUGCUGUGGCCGGUCGCCACUGCUGAGUGGAAGCAAAAUGUCCGUCAGCGUGCACGAGAACCGCAAGUCCAGGGCCAGCAGCGGCUCCAUUAACAUCUACCUGUUCCACAAGUCCUCCUAUGCUGACAGCGUCCUCACCCACCUGAACCUGUUACGCCAGCAGCGCCUCUUCACCGACGUCCUUCUCCAUGCUGGAAACAGGACCUUCCCUUGUCACCGGGCUGUGCUGGCAGCGUGUAGCCGCUACUUUGAAGCCAUGUUCAGUGGUGGCCUGAAAGAGAGCCAGGACAGCGAGGUCAACUUCGACAAUUCCAUCCACCCAGAGGUCUUGGAGCUGCUCCUCGACUAUGCCUACUCCUCCCGGGUCAUCAUCAAUGAAGAAAAUGCAGAAUCCCUCCUGGAAGCCGGCGACAUGCUGGAGUUUCAAGACAUCCGGGAUGCAUGCGCUGAGUUCCUGGAGAAGAACCUGCACCCCACCAACUGCCUGGGCAUGCUGCUGCUGUCCGAUGCGCACCAGUGCACCAAGCUGUACGAGCUCUCCUGGAGGAUGUGUCUCAGCAACUUCCAGACCAUCAGGAAGAAUGAAGACUUCCUCCAGCUGCCCCAGGACAUGGUAGUGCAGCUCUUGUCCAGUGAAGAGCUGGAGACCGAAGACGAAAGGCUCGUGUACGAGUCUGCGAUUAACUGGAUCAGCUAUGAUCUGAAGAAGCGCUACUGCUACCUCCCGGAGCUGUUGCAGACUGUGAGGCUGGCCCUCUUGCCAGCCAUCUAUCUCAUGGAGAACGUGGCCAUGGAGGAACUCAUCACCAAACAGAGGAAGAGCAAGGAGAUUGUAGAAGAGGCCAUCAGGUGCAAACUGAAAAUCCUGCAGAAUGACGGCGUGGUGACCAGCCUCUGUGCCCGGCCCCGGAAGACUGGCCAUGCCCUCUUCCUGUUGGGAGGACAGACGUUCAUGUGUGACAAGCUGUAUCUGGUCGACCAGAAGGCCAAAGAGAUCAUUCCCAAGGCUGACAUCCCCAGCCCAAGAAAAGAGUUCAGUGCAUGUGCAAUUGGCUGCAAAGUGUACAUUACUGGGGGGCGAGGAUCUGAAAACGGUGUCUCAAAAGAUGUCUGGGUUUAUGAUACCCUGCAUGAGGAAUGGUCCAAGGCGGCCCCCAUGCUGGUGGCCAGGUUUGGCCAUGGCUCUGCUGAACUGAAGCACUGCCUGUAUGUGGUUGGGGGGCACACUGCUGCCACCGGCUGCCUCCCGGCCUCCCCCUCAGUCUCUCUAAAGCAAGUAGAACAUUAUGAUCCCACAACAAACAAAUGGACCAUGGUGGCUCCCCUCCGAGAAGGGGUCAGCAAUGCCGCGGUGGUGAGCGCCAAGCUCAAGCUGUUUGCUUUCGGAGGUACCAGCGUCAGUCACGACAAGCUCCCCAAGGUUCAGUGUUAUGAUCAGUGUGAAAACAGGUGGACCGUCCCGGCCACCUGUCCCCAGCCCUGGCGUUACACGGCGGCAGCUGUGCUGGGUAACCAGAUUUUUAUUAUGGGGGGAGAUACCGAGUUCUCUGCCUGCUCUGCUUAUAAGUUCAACAGCGAGACUUACCAGUGGACCAAGGUGGGAGACGUGACCGCAAAGCGCAUGAGCUGCCACGCUGUGGCCUCCGGAAACAAGCUCUAUGUCGUCGGAGGGUACUUUGGCAUUCAGCGGUGCAAAACUCUGGACUGCUACGAUCCAACCUUGGACGUGUGGAAUAGCAUAACCACAGUCCCGUACUCGCUGAUCCCUACGGCAUUCGUCAGCACCUGGAAACAUCUGCCCUCUUAAAUGCAGCGCAUCCUAAAAAGAGUGAGCAUGAGCUGACUCCAUCCCUGCAUGAUCAAGAUGAGAUUUCUACUUUGGAGAGACCAAACUGAAUGAAGAGAAAGAAAAGGAAAAAAAGAAACGAAGUUGCUACCAGACCAGAAUCCAAUCCAUUGCACCUUGUAAAUGCUUCUAACUGGACAUGAAGGAAGGGGGCGGGGGAGGGGGCGGGGUUUCAGCGCCAGUCGCACAGGGUUUAAAUAUGAAUGAACGAACCUGUGAUCUCGUCCUUGUCUUGUAAUUGUGGAUUAAUGUCAGCGUUCAUCAGCCCCUCAAUGGGAGAGACAAGCCGGCCCUUUUCCUGGGUUGUUCCAUAUUCAGCAUGUGAUUUCCUUGGGCUCCACCAUGUAUGUGUAAAAUUUGAAAUGGUUGUCACUUCUCUCUGAGGAGCCAGCUUGAAGCCUCCACACCAGCUGCUGUUGGAGAUGGAAAGCUCAACUGUGGGGCCAGGAGGGAAGCUGGCUGGGCUGGCUGGGGCCUGACGAACUCUGGGCUCUCCCGUAAUCUCUGAGGGGCUGUGCUCCCCAGAAACGUCUCUGGACAAUGGGGACAUUGUUGAUAGCUGUUUGGUAGAUGUUCUUUUCUAUUUAUAAGUGACUUUGAACUUUCUCUUGGCUGGUAAGAACUUUGUUCUAGAUUUAGCUAUUUAUUGUUUGAGGCCUGCAUGCCGAAACAGUGCUUACAGUUGCCCUCAUGUGUAUGGAAUGGGAACUGGUUGUAUGUUUUGCACAAUUUCGUGACUGUUGUGAUGUGCUUUGCUGCACAAAAGUGAAAACGGGGGGUUAGAAUUAGGAGCAUAACUGGAGGGGGGGUUGGGGGGGGAUUUUGUAAAUGUCAAGACAGGGAAGGAUUACAAGACGGAAACUUUAGUUACAUCCUAGACGUGCAGAAGCAUGAAGGUCAUUUUUUCUUAGACUCACCAACUUUUCCUGGGGUUUUGUGGGCUCUGGUCAUGCCCAUGGCUCUAGGGGCAAAAGGGAAGGCUCUUUUUGCCCUCCUCCUCCUUGUCUGAUUCGCUCCUGAAAUUUGGAAAGGACCAAAUCACUCUGCAGUUUUUUUCCUUUGUGUCGUAUCCUGAAAUCUUGGAAAAUUCUAUAGAAUGGUUCUGUAUAUAGGGCACAGGUAGAGGCAUUGUCCCAAAGUUUAUUUAUUUAUCUAUUUAUUACCUUAUGCAAAUGCUUUGCUAUAACCACAGUUAACAGGGAAAAAAGACAAAAACCCACACAACUCUCACAGACAGAAAUUAAUUCACUGACGGGAUUUGCUUGACCUGACUUCCUUGUUCUCGCUCUCUGCUGUAUGAUACAACAAGUGCUAAAAGUUCUCCAAGGCAAUAUGCACAUUGGUACAAAGGAUAUUUUAGUGCUCCCUCUUAGGGAAGUCCCUGAAAAACUCUUUGGUGCACAAAAGGGACGCCUGUGGCCCCCAAACACCAAAGAACUUUAAGCAGUGGCCCCAACUGAGAGGCUUUCUGGGGGAGUCAUGAAUCAGUUGUGAAUACAUUCUUUGCUCGUUCCAAGUGCUUGUUGACUAAACACGUGCCGUGAUAGGUGUUAGUGGUAGACUCACAGAGAUGCUUCCUCAGGUGUCCGGGAAGCCCAGCAUUUGCAACUCGCACGGCUUUUCGUUGCUGUUUCUCAAGUCACUGUGUUUUAGAAACUAGGGUUUAAGACAAAUAAAUAAUCUUACAUCUUGGUGUGUUUGCAUUGUCUAAUGACAUACAUCCUUCAGAUCUCUCUCCACCUGAAUAAUUUAGACUGAUUGUACGUGUCCAUCCGUGCCAUGGAUAGGUGGGCUAUAGUUGGACCAAAAUAAAUGAGACUUUGGAAUCAAAGGAUCUCAAUACUUUCUGGCAGUCAGUCCCUCGCUCCUGGAUGUGUUCUGAGCAAUGCAAAUGUCUGUACCCUGGUGGCAUAGUCGGUGUCCUUAAUAUUGUAGUAUUUACAGCCCUGUAUGGUUUAUGAUGCAAAUCUGCCAAGAUGUGGGUGUCACUGUGUGGCUUCUGAAAGCGGGGUGAAUUUUCUGCAGCUGGUUCAAAGUUGUGGUGUGUCCUUGAAUCCUCUCUUAAUUGCUGUGUGUGAGCCAGAGGGAGCUGUGAUCAGGGUGGGCCCCCAGCCUGCAGGGAACUUUCUGGACUCUCUGCUCUUUGAAUUGAUGGAGGCAUUUGGGCUCGCUACUUGACCAUUCUCACCCUGUGAAACGUCCCGCGCUUUGAAGCAAAUACAAUUCACAGCACAGUGCACACAAAAACCUUGGCAUAAGACAGAGAAGGUUCUUCUUAUUCUGCGGACUGGUUGCUGUGGAAACAGAUAACAAAGGGCAGCCUUCCACUUCUGGUAUAAUUGUGUAGCCCCCUUUUCUCUGGGCUUGACACCUGUCUGAAUAAGAAUGAUUAGAGCUGAAUAAUAUCCUUCUCUUGGUUAUUGAAUAUGUGGUUCACGUACAAAACUCUGUGUAAGUUGAAGAAGUGUUCGUGUUCAUAUGUACUUGUUUGCUACAUUUUUGAGGUUUUGUAAAACUGUAUUUUUUUUUUCACAAUGUGAAACUGAAGGUCAAAUAAAUUAUUAGAGAUUUUCUCUUCA
This is a messenger RNA of Phacochoerus africanus (Common warthog), 4533 nucleotides long. It is a transcript of the gene ENC1, whose product is annotated as ectodermal-neural cortex 1. Lineage: Eukaryota; Metazoa; Chordata; Mammalia; Artiodactyla; Suidae. The record is from RefSeq and is a predicted model, not a curated record. The coding region runs from base 146 to 1915 and encodes 589 amino acids. Gene Ontology annotation, molecular function: protein binding. The transcript is spliced from 3 exons.